AUGUCACCAAAGAGCCAGCAAAAGGCCCCUCGGUCGCGGUCACAUACGCCCUCCAGAAGCCAACGUGCUCAUAGCAGCAACCGUUCUUCAGCCUCCAUCCAGAAAACAGAAAUCCUCAUUAACGUCUACGACCUUCUACCCCCAGGCACAAUCGCAUCCGCUCUCUGGUUCAUCGGCAGCUCCCUCCUCCACACUGGUGUCGUCAUAAAGUGCUUGGAUAGAGAAUACGCAUUCGGUGGCCAUGACCGGCCAGGGAUGUCGGGAGUAUACUGGACAAAGCCACACACGGAGCCACCUGGAGGUACAUUCCGUUGCGAACUGCUACAAGGCUUCACCUUCCGCUCCGAGCAUGAAAUCGAGAACUUGAUCAAAAAAGUCUCCCAAGAGUUCCAAGGAACGUCCUACAACCUCCUAUCCAAUAACUGCAAUCACUUCACCAGUCAUCUCUGCGAAAAACUGAUUAACAAACCCGCCCCAGCGUGGUUGAACAGAGCGGCCAGCAUAGGCGUUGCGCUUCCCUGCGUCGUGCCGCGAGAAUGGAUAGCUCCGCCGGAUCAUGAUACCGCUGAUGGGGAGCUAUUGGAAGAGGAUGAUGAAGAUGAGCGGACCUCGAUGUUACGGCGACAGUAUCAUCGGGGAUCUAGUUUUAAUGGCAGUACUGCUGGCAGUGCGAUUGCCAGUACGAUGGGCAGUGAGGAGGAGGAGUGGGAUAGCGAUAGAGAUCGAAGGAAAGGCGGAAGUGGGAAGGGGAAGAGCGCUGUAAGAGAUACGGAUGAUAGAAUAAUGCCUGCGAGCGAGAGAGCGCCGCCGCUAAAGGGGCGUUGA
This is a messenger RNA of Letharia columbiana, 825 nucleotides long. RefSeq lists its product as uncharacterized. The transcript has 2 exons. NCBI's taxonomy places the organism in Eukaryota, Fungi, Ascomycota, Lecanoromycetes, Lecanorales, Parmeliaceae. Gene Ontology annotation, molecular function: deubiquitinase activity. Bases 1 to 825 code for a protein of 274 amino acids. The record is from RefSeq and is a predicted model, not a curated record. Gene Ontology annotation, biological process: protein deubiquitination.